Messenger RNA from Drosophila rhopaloa, 1473 nucleotides. RefSeq lists its product as uncharacterized. The transcript has 2 exons. NCBI's taxonomy places the organism in Eukaryota, Metazoa, Arthropoda, Insecta, Diptera, Drosophilidae. The record is from RefSeq and is a predicted model, not a curated record. Bases 862 to 1473 code for a protein of 203 amino acids.
AAUAAUAACCAGCGCAUCUAGUGUAAAAAGUCGGGCAUUUAUUCCCAAUCGCAAAAGAGGCACUCGCUGACCCGUCUCGCUCCAGUCUCGUUCGUGCCAUCCCGCUUGCACUCAAUCUUCGAUCGCUACACAACGAAAUUGCCAUCCCGCUCGUUUCGGUGACAACGUGUCGGUGUGUGUGCAUCAGUGUGUCACAGUGCAAGCGUGUGUGCGUGCUGUGUAUGUGCAACAAACAACGGCGGCCGCUAACAAAAAAAUUGUAAAUAAAUACGAUCCCAUCGACAGCGCGCGAAAAUCGAAAAAGUGCUCGAAAGUUUACGAAAGAGCAUCCGCAGGACACCAAAAUCCUGCGGGAAAAUGGGAAGCUUGUGGGUUUAUGUGCAAUGUUAGAGCGGCAAACGGCGGCAGUAGCAGCAGCAGCAACAACAUCAACAUCAGCAACAACAACAGCAGCAGCAGCGCCAGCAACAAAAACAAAAACAACCGAAAAACAACAAACCCAACAUCAACAGCCAACAUUGUGAAUUGCUUUUUUUUAUUAUAAACGAAAACAGAAUCAAGUGCAUCAAACUAAUAUAUAAUAAUAACAUAUAUAAUAUAUAACAAUAUAUAUAUAUAUAUAAAAAGAAGUGGAGCCGAAAAAAAGCCGCCAAAAAAACAAAUCACUGAAAAGAUGUAAGAUAGCGGAAAAGGCGGAUUAAGAAAAGGGAGAAGAGAAGGAGACAAAGAGCCGAACAACAACCGUUAAUUUUUCGCUCAGUGGAGGCAGGCAGGCAACAACAAACAAACAAACAGCAACAAACACAGCCCCCCGCCCAGCCAAGGUCAACUUUUGGUGUUUUUGGGGCCCAACAACACAAAAUGCACGCGUGUGUCUGCUGCUGUUCGACAAACAACAAUUGCAACAACAACAAUAACAAGAACAACGACGGCAGCAGCAGCAGCGGCGGCAGCGGCAACAACAACAACAAAUUGCAGCUAAAGAAGCACAAGGAAGAGGAAGCACUAGAACCGGAAGCGGUACAGGUCAAGCGGGAAAAGGAAAAGGAGCAUAAGAAGAAGCAACAGGACCAGCGGGAGCGGGAGAAGUUGUCUGCUGGCCAAAGCGCCAGUGGCGGCGACAACGACAACGAUCUCAACGGCGCCGCAACGAGGAGGCGGUGGUGGCUGCGCGGUCCUCCAGGAUCAGCGGAAGCGGAAGGAGGAGACGAAGAAGGGAGAGCAGCAGGAGCAGGAGGAGCCGAAGCGGGAGCCACGACGACGACGUGGUCUCCACCCGGCGUCGUUGCGGUGACGAUAGCGCCGCCGACGUUGUUGCUGUCGUUGCAGCGACAACUACUGAUCAGUAACAGCAGCAAAACAGAAUCCUUAGCAACGACCACCUCAGCAUCAGUCUCAAUCAUCGAUAUCAAAAGCCUAAACCAAUACCAAUACCAAAACCAAAUCCUAAUCCUCGCCAGCCACGCCUUUUGA